AUGGAUAUUCAACAAGAAUCAGAAGCUAGAGCUUGGGGGAUUCCCUCUGGAUUUAGUCGGCACAAUCAUCUCUCCAAUGAUGUUACUUUGUUCUCAAGUUCUUUACCUGUUCUUCUUCACGGAAAACAAUUGAGUGACAACAGAGAUGGUUUCUCACAAAUGGAUGAUCCUCUAUGUGACAAUGAAUCUCAUUCCAUUGGAAACCUCCUACCUGAUGAAGAAGAUCUUUUGACAGGGAUGAUGGAUGAUCUUGACCUGAGUGAGUUACCAGAUGCUGAUGAUUACGAUCUUUUCGGUAGCGGAGGAGGAAUGGAACUUGAGAAUGACCUAGGAGGUAGCUUGAGCAUGAAUGGUCCUCCAAGAUUAUCAAUUUCAAGUCUUGGUGGAAAUGCAGUUCCACAAUUCAAUAUUCAAAAUGGCGCUGGAACGGUUGCUGGUGAGCAUCCUUAUGGCGAGCAUCCUUCGAGAACAUUGUUUGUUCGAAAUAUUAACAGCAAUGUAGAAGACUCCGAACUCAAAGCUCUCUUUGAGCAAUACGGUGACAUUAGAACGCUGUACACGACUUGUAAGCAUAGGGGAUUUGUCAUGAUAUCUUAUUAUGACAUUCGUGCUGCUCGGAUGGCUAUGCGGUCUUUACAGAACAAGCCAUUAAGGCGGAGAAAACUGGAUAUUCACUUCUCAAUUCCUAAGGAUAAUCCAUCUGAGAAGGAUAUGAAUCAGGGGACAUUAGUGGUUUUUAACCUGGAUCCUUCAAUUUCUAAUGAUGACUUGCAUGGAAUUUUUGGUGCUCAUGGCGAGAUCAAAGAGAUUAGGGAAACACCACAUAAGAGGCACCACAAAUUCGUCGAGUUUUAUGAUGUUCGAGCUGCUGAAGCAGCGUUAAAGGCAUUAAAUAGGUGUGAGAUUGCAGGAAAGCGUAUAAAGGUUGAGCCUAGUCGCCCUGGAGGAGCUCGUCGGAGCCUGAUGUUGCAACUUAACCAAGAACUUGAACACGACGAUUUGCACUACCUACCUCUGCUUGGUUCACCCAUGGCAAACUCUCCUCCAAGUAACUGGCUGCAGCUGAACAGUCCCGUUGAGGGUAGUCCACUUCAAAGUGUGAUUAGUAGGUCACCUGUUUUCGGGAUAAGUCCUACAAGGAACAGCCACUUGUCUGGUUUGGCUUCUGCUCUAAAUUCCCAAGCACCAAGCUCAAAGCUUGCACCCAUUGGUAGAGGCCAAAUUGGCAGCAAUGGCUUCCAACAGUCAUCGCAUUUAUUCCAAGAUCCAAAGCUGGAUAACAAGUACGGUGGAAAUCUUUCUCCUUCUGGUCCUUUGAACUCAAAUGGAGGUGGAAUUGAGACGAUGUCGGGGUCAGAGUUUCUAUGGGGAAGUCCAAACUCACGCUCUGAGCCUUCAAGUUCUUCGCUUUGGUCAACAUCAUCCACUGGGAUUCCAUUCUCCUCCACUCGGGUAGACCGCUCAGUUCCAUUUCCGCAGCAGCAUCAAAAUCAAAACCGCAGCCAUCAUCACCUCCAUGUUGGGUCUGCACCAUCUGGUGUUCCUCUAGAGAAGCAUUUUGGAUUCUUCCCGGAGUCUUCAAAGGACACUUUGUUCAUGAACACUGCUGGCUUUCAAGGAACGAGUGGAAUGGGUCUCAAUGGUGGAAGUUUCCCUUCAAAAGUGGCAAAUCAUGGGAUCAUCAACCCUGGAAGCAUGGGCGAAAACGGUUUUUCAAAUUACAGAAUGAUGUCUUCACCGAGAUUCAGCCCCCUGUUCUUAAGCGGCGGUCUAAACCCAGGACGGUACACCUCUGGCUUUGAUGGUUUGUAUGAAAAUGGAAGGGCUCGUAGAGUCGAGAACACUUCAAGCCAAGUCGAAAGCCGGAAACAGUUUCAACUUGAUUUGGACAAAAUUACGAAUGGAGAGGAUCCUCGGACUACCUUGAUGAUUAAAAACAUUCCAAAUAAAUACACCUCAAAGAUGUUGCUAGCGGCUAUUGAUGAAAAGAACGAAGGAACUUACAACUUUCUCUAUCUGCCCAUUGACUUUAAGAACAAAUGCAAUGUUGGUUAUGCAUUCAUCAACAUGCUCACUCCAGAUCUCAUCAUUCCAUUCUACGAGGCGUUUAAUGGGAAGAAGUGGGAGAAGUUCAACAGUGAGAAAGUAGCUUCCUUGGCAUACGCUCGGAUACAAGGAAAAUCUGCUCUCAUAGCCCAUUUUCAGAACUCAAGCCUGAUGAAUGAAGACAUGCGUUGCCGUCCAAUUAUCUUCGACACUCCUAACAAUUCAGACUCUGUUGAACAGGUUAGUGUUGAAGAAACUAAGAAUGUGGAUCUCCUCGAAUGUGAGCUCAACGAUGAUGGUAGAGAGAAGAGAUGA
Messenger RNA from Arabis nemorensis, 2361 nucleotides. Lineage: Eukaryota; Viridiplantae; Streptophyta; Magnoliopsida; Brassicales; Brassicaceae. The record is from the annotation of a GenBank genome assembly.